AUGGCUUCCAAGCUAACAACGUGUUUCGUGUGCUGGAACUGUAAUAACCACCUUGAUAAUACUCGCGUAUCGCGUUCUCCGUUUCCACUUUCUUGCAAAAUGCCACACCGUAUUCUCAGUUCGCAGCAGAAAAGACAGUAUCACAAGAGAACUACAUCACUGCCUUCCAUUGACGGAACUCUCAAGCCUAAUCAUCGUCAUAACUCCGAUCUUAACAACAAGCUUUCUUUGAAUACUCCAAUUCUGCUGCAUGAUAAUAAUUCCACACCAUCGGCCUUGAAUGUAAAUGGUGCUGAGCAGGCUGAACAACUUUCUGGUGGUCAACUUGAGGAUUUGUUAACCAUGAUAAAAAGUGCAGAGACAAACAUCCUUCUUAUAAAUCAGGCUAGAGUCCGUGCACUUGAAGAUCUUCAAAAGAUUCUUGCCGAAAAGAAAGCGUUACAAGGGGAAAUUAAUGUCUUAGAGAUGAGGUUGGCCGAGACUGAUGCACGGACUGAAGUUGCUGACCAGGAAAAUACACAUGUGGAACUCUUAGAGGGCCAGAUGGAGAAACUGCGUAGCGAGUUGGCUCAAAAGGGAAGUACUGAAGAAAGUGAUGCUGAAUUGCGUGGCCCUCAAAAUGGAGUUUUUAGUGAUGCAAUUGCAAAUAGUUCAAGUCAUAAUGAUAGGAUUCGUUCCCUUACCGAGGAACUUAAUUCAUUAAGAGAAGAAAAUGCCUUUUUGAAGAAUGACAUUGAAUCAUUUAAAGCACAACUCAAUGAUGUCAAGAACAAUGAUGAACGUUUAGUGGUAUUGGAAAAGGAGCGCUUAUAUUUGGAAUCUGCCCUAAAAGAUUUGGAAUCAAAACUGUCAAAAUCUCCGGAAGAUGUAUCUGAAUUGUCUACACUUAGAGUUGAAUGCAAGUAUUUAUCGAGUAAGGUUGAAAAUUUGCAAAUGUUGCUAGAUCAAGCAACCAAACAAGCUGAGCAAGCUGUUAUAGUUCUACAACAAAACCAGGAUCUUCAAAGGGAGGUCGACAAGUUGGAAACAUCUCUUGAAGAAGCUAAGAUCUAUAAGCUAUCAUCUGAUAAAUUACAAAAAUAUAAUGAACUAAUGCAACAAAAGAUAAAGAUGUUGGAGAACAGCUUACAAAAAUCAGAUGAAGAUAUAAACUCUUAUGUUCAGCUGUAUCAGCAGUCAGUGAACGAAUUUCAAGAUACAUUGAAUAUUCUGAAAAAAGAAAGCAAGAUAAAGACGCAGGAUGAGCUGGUGGAAGAUAUGCCGUGGGAAUUCUGGAGUCAAUUGUUGCUUCUAAUUGAUGGUUGGACACUUGAAAAGAAGAUAUCAGUUGAUGAUGCAAAGCUUUUGAGAGAAAAGGCGUGGAAGAAAGACAAGACUAUUAGUGAUAUAUAUAUGGCUUGCAGAGGACAGAAUGAAGAUGAGGCUAUAUCUGCAUUUCUUGGGCUUACAUCAUCUGCAACAAGUCCAGGAUUACAUGUGAUUCAUAUUGCAGCAGAGAUGGCACCAGUGGCUAAGGUUGGUGGCUUGGGGGACGUUGUCAGUGGUCUAAGUAAAGCGUUGCAAAAGAAAGGGCACCUUGUUGAAAUUGUUCUUCCCAAAUAUGACUGUAUGCAAUAUGAUCGCAUUGGUGACUUAAGAGCUUUAGAUGUGGUGAUAGAGUCAUAUUUUGACGGUCAAUUAUUCAAAAAUAAAAUCUGGGUUGGCACUAUUGAAGGCCUUCCCGUUUAUUUCAUUGAGCCCCAUCAUCCUGAUAAGUUCUUUUGGAGAGGAGACUUCUAUGGCGAGCGUGAUGAUUUUAGAAGAUUUUCAUAUUUUAGCCGUGUAGCACUUGAGUUUCUUCUUCAAGCUGGCAAGAAGCCAGAUAUCAUUCACUGCCAUGAUUGGCAGACAGCAUUUAUUGCUCCUCUAUACUGGGACGUAUAUGUCCCAAAAGGAUUAAAUUCAGCUAGGAUAUGCUUUACAUGCCACAACUUUGAGUAUCAAGGGACUGCAGCUGCUUCAGAGUUGGAAUCAUGUGGUCUUGAUAGCCAGCAUCUAAAUAGACCAGAUAGAAUGCAGGACAACUCAGCACAUGAUAGAGUCAAUUCUGUCAAGGGUGGAGUUGUAUACUCAAACAUUGUAACAACAGUGUCCCCUACUUACGGGCAAGAAGUGAGAACUGCAGAGGGAGGGAAAGGUCUCCAUUCAACUCUCUCUACCCACUCCAAAAAGUUCAUCGGUGUUCUUAAUGGUAUUGACACUGAUAUAUGGAAUCCUGCUACUGAUCCAUUUCUUGAAGUCCAGUACAAUGCAAAUGAUCUUCAAGGGAAAUCAGAGAAUAAGGAAGCCUUGAGAAGGAAUCUAGGUCUUUCUUCUGCAGAUGUUAAAAGGCCAUUGGUUGGCUGUAUAACAAGAUUGGUUCCACAAAAAGGUGUUCACCUUAUCAGACAUGCAAUAUAUCUAACAUUGGAGCUGGGAGGUCAAUUUGUUCUACUUGGUUCAAGUCCAGUGCCACAUAUUCAGAGAGAAUUUGAGGGCAUUGCCAACCACUUCAAGAAUCACGACCACAUAAGGCUGAUAUUGAAGUAUGACGAAUCUCUCUCCCAUACCAUUUAUGCUGCCUCUGACAUGUUCAUCAUUCCAUCAAUCUUUGAACCUUGUGGCCUAACGCAGAUGAUAUCAAUGAGAUAUGGUGCUGUACCUAUUGCCAGAAAAACGGGUGGCCUAAAUGACAGUGUUUUCGACGUUGAUGAUGAUACAAUACCUUCACAGUUUCGAAAUGGAUUUACAUUUUUGAAUGCCGAUGAGAAGGGAAUAAACGGGGCCUUAGUACGUGCUAUUAAUCUCUUCAGGAACGAUUCCAAAAGUUGGAAACAACUUGUUCAGAAGGACAUGAACAUAGACUUUAGCUGGGAUUCUUCAGCAGCACAAUAUGAGGAGCUCUACUUAAAGUCUGUGACGAGAGGAAGGGCAACAAAACGCGCUUAA
Molecule: messenger RNA, 2967 nt
Organism: Vicia faba (fava bean)
Lineage: Eukaryota; Viridiplantae; Streptophyta; Magnoliopsida; Fabales; Fabaceae
Source: the annotation of a GenBank genome assembly